UAAAAUUAGCAAGCAAACAUGAUCAGUGUAAAUAGGUUUAGCCACAGAUCGCAUUGUCCAAAGCCGUCUCUUCUGCACAGAAUGCUGGUUAUCCACACCAAAGUGGGGAGAUUUUAGCCCACAUUCACCACUUUAUAGGCUCUCUGGGGAUGGAUGUUAAUACUGAAGAAGAUGUCUCCAAAGAUCACCUAGAAAAGGGGAAACAAGACUGCCUUCCCGAGGAUCACUUAGAAGACAAGAGAUUGACCCUAGCUGGGAUUCCUCUGGGCUUGGAGUACAACUGGUCUUGGACUCAAACAAUGAAUUACGUGGGUCAGCUGGCUGGACAAGUAUUCGUUACUGUGAAGGAGCUGUACAGAGGCCUGAAUCCCGCCACUCUCUCUGGCUGUAUAGAUGUCAUAGUGAUCCGUCAGCCCAAUGGCAACCUGCAAUGUUCACCCUUUCAUGUACGCUUUGGGAAGAUGGGAGUUCUGCGCUCCAGGGAGAAAGUGGUGGACAUUGAAAUCAAUGGAGACUGUGUGGAUCUCCACAUGAAGCUGGGGGACAAUGGAGAAGCCUUUUUUGUUGAGGAGACCGAGGGUAAUGAGGAAUCCAUCCCGUCAUACUUGGCAACUUCGCCUAUCUUACUGGAUGGAGCAUCUCUCAUGGAGGCUCAGCUGAAGAGAAGUUCAGUAGAGUGGACUAGAGGUCUGGACUCUACAGGUUCUUCCCAGAACCCUGGAAUGGCUCACUUGUCCCAACCCAACCCAGACAAUGUCAUGAGUGGAUCUGUAAAGAAGAGAAGGAAAAGGAGGAGGAAAGCAAAGCUGGAUAAUAUAAAGAGAGACGAUAAUGGUGACACAACAGAAGAUGAUGACAUGUUUACCAUGGAGAUGAGCUCAGAGGAAGAGACGGAACUACUGGAAACCGCCAGAUCGUCUGUGCAGAACAGUUUUAGUGACAGAGUCUCUGAGGUGAACCAAUCACACACUUCCUUCACUAAACCUGAGAAGUACCCGCAUUCUGAUGGAGAGUGGACACCAAACCCAAGUCCUCCAGGCUCCCGUUCUGCAACGCCUAAGAGUGACUCUGAGCUGGUCAGCAAAGCACAGGAUCGAGGAAUGGCAGCCAACGAGGUCCCAAUGCACUGGGCCUGGGGGGAGCUACCUCAGGCUACCAAGUCUCCACACAAAAUGAAGGACACAAGUGUUGUGAACAUAAACCCGCGUGAAAGCACACAUUUCAGGAUCAUACUAAGCACUUCUGAAGAAGGAAACAUCUCAUCACUUCCCACAGCUGAUGAGCAGACAGCCUUGUGCAUUGUAGAAGAUGAAGAGCCAGAGAUGGAGCCACUCCAGAGAAGCGCAGACAUUGACAUUGAGUCUCUAGGAGCUGCAGCCGCUGCUCCCAUGUAUGAAGAGGCCAUCCCUUUAACUGUCUGUAUGAGCCAACCAUCAACUCAGCCAUCAAGCAAGACUGAUUCACCUUCCAAGAAGAAAGAUAAACGGAGCAGACAUCUUGGAGCGGAUGGUGUCUAUUUAGAUGACAUCACCUGCAUGGAUCCUGAACUUGCUGCAUUGUAUUUCCCAAAAAGUGGUGACCCGCCUGCACCAGGGAAAAUCGCAGCAGAAAAUGGUGUCCGUUCCGCCAACCAGUCACCGCAGUCUGUGGGAAGCUCUGGGGUGGACAGCGGGGUAGAAAGCAUCUCUGAUGGGAUUCGAGAUCUGCCUUCUAUUGCUAUAUCAUUAUGUGGCGGCCUCAAUGACAACAAAGAACUGACAAAAGAGCAGUUCUUGGAGCAAGUUGUAACAUACCAGCAAUUUGUGGACAAUCCGUCCAUCAUUGAUGAUCCCAACCUUGUUGUUAAGAUCGGAAACAAAUACUUCAAUUGGCCUACAGCCGCCCCUCUGCUCCUGGCCAUGCAGGCUUUCCAGAAACCAUUGCCUAAGUACUCUUGCUUUGAUUUCGUCUGUGCUCUGGUAGAUUCCAUUAGAAUUUGUUUUUCUAGUCUCUGUGGCCAGCAGACAGUCACUGUGGACACUUUGAUGAGAGACAAGAUGCCAAAAAAGGGAGGCAGGUGGUGGUUCUCCUGGCGUGGACGGAACAGCAACAAUAAAGUAGAGUCUAAAGCAGAACAAGGCUUGAAUGGAAAAGGACUUUACACUGGCGAUCAGGCUGCUGGCACCAGCAUGGAUAAAAGAAUAAAGGAUGAGUCUUCGUCCAGUGACGACGAUCACAGGGCAUCCAAGCAGAACAUGGGCUCUCUGCAGUCCAGCCAGAGUCACCUUUCAUCAUCGGGUAUUACGUAUAAGAAAACACUGCGGCUGACCUCUGACCAGCUUAAAAGUCUGAAGCUGAAAAAUGGCCCCAAUGAUGUUGUGUUCAGCGUUACGACUCAGUACCAGGGAACAUGUCGCUGUGAGGGCACCAUUUACCUGUGGAACUGGGAUGAUAAAAUCAUCAUUUCCGAUAUUGAUGGAACAAUUACGAGGUCAGAUACAUUGGGCCAUAUUUUGCCAACUUUGGGAAAAGACUGGACCCACCAGGGAAUUGCUAAACUGUAUCAUAAAGUUAGCCAGAAUGGAUAUAAAUUCCUCUACUGUUCAGCACGGGCUAUAGGAAUGGCUGACAUGACUCGCGGCUAUCUGCACUGGGUAAACGAGCGUGGCACGGUGUUACCUCAAGGACCUGUACUCCUCAGUCCCAGCAGUUUGUUCUCUGCACUUCACAGAGAAGUCAUAGAAAAGAAGCCAGAAAAAUUCAAAAUAGAGUGUCUGACAGAUAUUAAAAACCUCUUUUACCCCAAUACGGAGCCCUUCUAUGCUGCUUUUGGGAACCGGCCUACUGAUGUUUAUUCGUAUAAGCAAGUAGGAGUUUCCCUAAACAGAAUAUUUACGGUGAAUCCCAAAGGCGAGCUCGUCCAAGAGCAUGCGAAGACCAACAUCUCCUCCUACGUACGUCUCUGCGAGGUGGUGGAUCAUGUCUUUCCGCUGUUGAAGAGAAGCCAUUCCUCAGACUUCCCUUGCUCCGACACCUACAGUCAAUUCACAUACUGGCGAGACCCAGUACCACCCUUCGAAAACCAGGAUAUCCAUCCCCCAGCCUCUUAAAGACAGAACUCUCUUUUGUUUCCACCCAAACGGCAACAUUUCAUCAAAUCUUUCAGCCGCACUACUUUGCGAAGAAAAAAAAAAGUCUGAAACUAUUUUUGACUUGAAAUAACUCAGCUGAGAUGUCUUCUAUUUUCCUGAAGGUUUAUAGUGAAUUUAGUUCUUCAGAGAAAAUUAUUGAUUGACAUGAGUAAUUUGCGCUUUCGACGUACAUGGCUGGAGGGCUGUAUAUCUGUACUGUAAUACAACACUGUGCUCCCCCCUCCACCUCACACAGGAGGCUUCUGGGAGCUUGGUUUCCAUCUGAGAAUAGAAUCAAGGCUGUGAAAUUGUGCAGUGUGAAGAAAGAUGCAAUUAAAUCCAUCCAGCCAUGAUUUUCCAACGUUAUAGGUGAAUUUCUUUAGGUAGGGCUUAUUUAUUAUUUACACGUUCCAUCAGACUAACUUCCUAGUGCAGUAAUGCUGACAGGUUUAAAAGUGCUUCUUAAAGGGCUCUUUGAGUUUUUGCUGAGUAAGUAGGUACUUAGCUUUAGAUUGCACUGCUAAACUAAUAUUUGCAUAGUACAUGCUCGCCACACUUCCAGGUAGCCCAAAAUCUGGUGCUACAGCACAAGAGUGCAGACAUAAGAUGUUGUGGGGCUUGUAUUAGUGGUUCAUGGGUAUGGGUACUCCACUUAUGUUUAUAUAAAGUUUUGUGUUGAGAGAAGUUGAGCUCCCAGUGAAUGGAGCUUAUAGUGGGACUUUAGACAGAUUUUUUUAAGCUUUGCAUAGGCGUGGGAAAGCUUAAAACAUUUGCCAGGCUUUUAUUGAUGUCUUUGUCCCCAUUGGAAAAAAUAUUCUCUGACUUGUCCAUGUUCGCCAGGACAGAAAGGGAGGGGAAAUCUGCCCAAAGGGUAUGCAGACAGUGGUUUAAACCUGAACCUUAAAGAGGUUCCUGUCCUGGUUACGACCUGUUUCUGGGACAGGAUAUCAAGGGAGAGCUUCAGGGACAAAUGGCUAAGUUAUGUGAACCCCAUGAAAGUAGUUCUGGCAUAACAAGAAAGUGUUCUGAGUUGUUGGCCAGAUGUAGGCCUCAUUUGCAGUUCUGCAGGGGUGUAAUCAUAUGAGAAGAUGAAACACAAAUGCUAAAAUUACAAGUAGCCCUUACAUUAGGAUUCGUAGUGCACAUCCAUGGUAAUUAGGUUUAAUGGUUGAUGUUUUCUUAGAAAUGUUAUGAGUAGUAGUAAUAAUGAUACCUAGUAAUAGCACAGCAGCAAUGGAUGCAUUACUGAAUAGCGAAGAUUGAACAUCUCGGCUACAGUAGCACUGAUAUCUAUAUACUGUACAAAGAGAUUCAGACAGUUUUAGGUGGAGUAAUGCCUUCUACACGCGAUCGUUUUUUCCGGCGGUAAAAAGUUCGCCAGGAAAGCCGAGAAUCCGCUCGGUAGCUUUUUCCCCCUAUACACAUCUGGGUUUCCCGACAGGAAAACUGCUACGAGAGCUUUGGUCGGGAAACCUGGCCUUGUGUAUGCUUCACCGCAGGUUUUCCCCAUAGGGAAGAUGCUGGCUUAAAAACUGCUGGCAAUCCCAGCGGGAAAAAAGAGAACAUGUUCUCUUUUUUCCCGCCAGGAUUCCUGGCGGUUUUCCUGUCGGGAAAACUGCGAUGGAGCAUACACAUGGCCAGGAUUACCAGCCAAAAUCUCUCAUGCCAGUUUUCCUGCCAGGAAUACUGGUCGUGUGUACGAGGCGGUUUAGAAUAUACACAACCCUUAAGCUGAAAGUUAAAAUGAUGAUUAUAAGCCUUGGUUAGGACUUUCAGGCUGCCAGUCGUACAUUACAUUUUAAAUAAAUUCCUUAGCACUGAAAGCAUCAUGGCCAUAGACUGACCUGCAGUUUGACUUCUUGUUUUAGGAGGCAUGCCCCAACUGGCCAAAAUCCCAUCAGAGUGCCAUUUGUACAUUGGAAGACCAGUCUCCAAUGCCAUCCUGCCGCACCCUAAUAUAAUAGAUGGAUAUGUAUGACCACAUGCUGGCCAGUACUCCUCAACUGCUAUUGGCUGCUUUUCUACUCUGCUGUACUCCUUCCACACCACAUUCUCCUCUAUUCAUCCAGCAAUAAAUGAAAGAGAAAUUCAUAUUGACCGACUGGAUUCUAUUCAGGUUUUAUUUUAGGUGCUACUCUACAUUACUGCAUUUGCUUAAUGGGGUUUAUAGUUCAAAUACGCCACAGGCUCAGGGAAUGCUUUAUAUAAAUAAGUACUUUAAUGUGAUUGGUAGUGACUAUAUAUCCAACAAAGACGUGGUCACCAUCCAAACCAUCAACCCAGCUAUUGCUACUCCAGUGUCUGCGGUUACAGAUGAUCUCUUUUGGCACAAGAUAUUGGAAGUUUUGUCAUUUGGCAGCUAUUCCUGCUUAGCUAGACCUUAAAAUCACAGCAAGUAAAGAAGCUUUAUAUACAGGCUUUUCUUUGCAUCAAAUCUGUUUUGCUACCUACACAAGUCUGUUGGAAAACAAAAGCUUGAAGCUGGUUGAUGCAGCUUAGAAUGAUGAAAGCCGAGUGCACCUGAGAGCACACUGCAUUUGCCCAUCAACACAAGCUUAAAGUAAACCUGUGGUUUGCCCACAUCAGUGACAGGUUUACUUCACUACCCAUGUCCCGAGCAACAUACAUGCCUUCUUACUCCCUAUUGCUCCACCUAACCAUGUAAGGAGAGGAAGCUUUGUAUGCUCCAGAUUGUAACUUGGAGCUUACACAGGGCUGAGGACUUUCUCAAAGACAUCAUAGGGGGCUUGCAGGGAAGUAACUUGCAACGCUAAAAACAUAUACACCCAUUUUCUUGUUUCUUUUAUGAACCUAUUUAUUUAGCAAUAACUUUUAUUGCUUUAGGUACAAAUAUGAUAUAUAUAUAUAUAUAUAUAUAUAUAUAUAUAUAUAUAUAUAUAUAUAUAUAUAUAUAUAUAUAAAACUAUUAAUGCAGAUCUGCGGUGCAUAAAAUAAAUAAAUUCUGCAGUCCAGUAAACAUAAGCAACAAUACUGUUGGAGUCUUUCGAUGACUGGCCUUCUACGUAGUUGGCUUGAACCAAAAAAGUGAUCCUCUUUUGCACCCUUUCCCAUGCCACCAAUCUUUCGCUAUACCUAGAUAGCAGCUGCAAAAACUCUGUAUAAAACUAAGUUUUAACCCUUUUGUCAGAUGUCCGUAGCGGACGGUAAGCACUUCUACAAUUGCAUAAUCCCUUCUGCAGAUUUGAUUUACAUUCACUAGUUAAGGAAGAACACAGAUAUUAUUCAUGGCAACAGGUUUUUAUUAUCUGCAAUGCCAAACUGACAGUUGGAAUGUGAUUACUGUAGAAAAUCUGGAUCUCUUUUAUAUGUUUAAAUAACAAUCAUUUUACUACCACUUACACAUGUAUAAAUGGUUUGACAUUAAAUCGCAAACAAAAUUGCCAUAUAGAAGUGGAGCUGGCAACCUUUGCAGCAAAAACUAGCCUCCAUAUGACAAUAUACAAACAUGGCUAUUCUGGUCCUUCGUGCCAUCCUAUCUGUACUUCAUUACAUUUAAAGUGAACCUGCCAUGUUGGAAAUGAGAUCUGCCACCAUUAGCUUCUUCUUGCUCAUUUGCUGACUGGCAUGCUUAUCAUGAGGCUUCACUAGAUAGUGAGUCCCUGGCCCACGCUUCACAGGCUGCAUACUUUUUCAGGUCAAUGACUUACUAAAUGGUUAAGCAUCAUGAUGACCAACUUUGAACUAGUAGAGAUAUGGUUGUUAUAACAGGUUCCCUUUAUUGACCCUUCAUUGAUAUGUAAUGUAGUAUAUUUUUUCUUUUUUUAACCAAAUGCUUCAUUUUUGCUGUGCAAAAUGUUUCCCCCUUUACUGUGAGAUUGCAGUUCACGGGCACACUACCUGCAUAUGCCAGAUUCCAAAUGACAAAAAUGGAAUGUUGUGUGGAGUUUAUAUUCUUUCCAUGAAAGAAAUAACAUGGGCUGCUUACUUAGUAAUGCUGGUUUCUGUUAAAAAGAUGUUUUAUUCAACAAUAUAUUCAUAUACUGUAUAUUAUUUUUUAGCUGUGUAAUUUCUGUAAGAAUGUUAUGAAGAUGCAAACAGAAUUGCAGUGUUUCUUUCUUUUUGCAUUGUAUUUGAACGUAAUUAACUGGCGAUGACUGAUGUAACUGUGAUGGUGAGGACAAUAAUGUUACAUUUUGUUGCACUUGUGUGUUUAAUAUUUACUGUAUAUACAAUGUAUGAAUAUACUAUAAAGAAGUGAUUUCAA
This is a messenger RNA of Rana temporaria (common frog), 7335 nucleotides long. RefSeq names its product lipin 1 (gene LPIN1). The transcript is spliced from 21 exons. Lineage: Eukaryota; Metazoa; Chordata; Amphibia; Anura; Ranidae. Gene Ontology annotation, biological process: fatty acid catabolic process; triglyceride biosynthetic process; cellular response to insulin stimulus. Bases 150 to 3089 code for a protein of 979 amino acids. Gene Ontology annotation, molecular function: phosphatidate phosphatase activity; transcription coactivator activity. The record is from RefSeq and is a predicted model, not a curated record. Gene Ontology annotation, cellular component: mitochondrial outer membrane; nucleus.